AUAACAGCUUGUCGGUAAAUUGCAUGAAAAAAAAAGACCGAAUGUACAGCAAAAUCAGAAUCAAAUUAUUAUGAGAUCUCACGUGACGAAGAAAAGAUGUUUCGUGGGUGUCUCAUCCAAUAAUUCUAUGGUGCCUUUAGUUUUAUUACCGUAUCUGACAGUAGUGUCGACAUUCUUUGUAUUAAAUGUCUCUUAGUUUGACAUUUUGAUUAUUGAUACAAACAACGGUUCACUUAGUGAUUCUUGUCAAAAUGGGAAUAUUUUUUUCCAAAAAGAAAGCAUCGAGCAGGGUCACGGAGCAAGAUAAAGCCGUACUGCAACUGAAACUCACAAGGGACAAAAUAAAACAGUAUCAGCGGAGAAUUGAGCAGAGUAUUGAGAAGGAGCGUGAAAUUGCUAGGAAGCUCAUUCAUAAUGGACAAAAAGACCGGGCCUUACUAUUACUACGUAAGAAAAAGUAUCAAGAAGGAGUCCUUGCAAAAACUGAUGCACAGUUAGAUAAUCUGGAGCAAAUGGUGCAUAACAUUGAAUUUACCCAGAUUGAGACGAGAGUCAUAGAUGGACUUAAAGUUGGGAAUACGGCACUGAAGAAGCUUCAUGAAAUUUUAACUAUCGAUGAAAUUGAAAAGGUUAUGGAUGAAACUAGGGAAGGAUUAGAGAAGCAGAAAGAAUUAGAUGAAUUACUUUCUGGAACUCUUACGGAAGAGGAUGAGGGAGAAGCAGAGGCUGAGUUGGAUGCUCUUAUGGCAGAGGAUACAGAAGAAUCUUUACCGGAAGUUCCUCGGGAAGUUUCAUUACCAGAUGUACCAUCGGAUACUGUAGAGAAAGAAAAAGUACCUGCACCAAAGAAGAAACUGCAAGAGAAAGUAGCUGUGGAGGCGUGAAGUACUGCCAAGUGAUUCGUCACAUUUUAAACUCGUUUGCACGGUUAAAUGUAUAUAUGUACAGUAUGUCCAUGUAAUUAUUAACAUUACCGAAAUCGGUAGUUUGUAUUAUUCAACGGAAUAACUUUUCAUAUGUUCUUUUACAAUAAUCCAAGACUAUGAGUGUUGCAAAGAAGAAAAGAUUAUAUCUUCGCGGAUGCAUUAUUAACGUCCUGCUUUUUUUGCACUAUCCCUUAAGAAAAUAUUAAACCAAAAAAUAUAUUUACGUGAGCGCGGAGAGGCGAAGAAAAAUAGAAUUUUUUAAUGUUAAACAGGGUAUCAAAGUUCGAGAAAAUAUUCACACGUUUCAACAAUUGCUAAUAUAUGCUCAAUGACAAAUAAAUUUAUCUUACCCUAAUAA
Messenger RNA from Cephus cinctus (wheat stem sawfly), 1284 nucleotides. RefSeq names its product charged multivesicular body protein 6 (gene Vps20). NCBI's taxonomy places the organism in Eukaryota, Metazoa, Arthropoda, Insecta, Hymenoptera, Cephidae. The record is from RefSeq and is a predicted model, not a curated record. Gene Ontology annotation, cellular component: multivesicular body; ESCRT III complex. The transcript has 5 exons. The coding region runs from base 252 to 884 and encodes 210 amino acids. Gene Ontology annotation, biological process: vesicle budding from membrane; late endosome to vacuole transport via multivesicular body sorting pathway.